CAUAGUCUAAAAAAUUAAUGAAAGUGUUAUAUGUAUGAUCUAAUAUGAAAAUGUCCCUACACAUUUUCCUAUCAAAUCUUAGUUAACAUAACUUCUUUCCAUGUCUUGUCUCUCUCCCAUUAUGUUCUCCCUCUACCCUAUUUAAAUGGACACACACCUAGUACGCUUUUCCUCAACCGUUUCACACUAACCUUAUAGAAUUUUAAACCUCUCACCAAAUAUACCAACAAAAAUGACUAGAAAAUGUUUCGUUUGUUUCAUGUUUCUUGAGGUUGUUUGUUUCAUUGUAAUUGGUGUUCAUGGUGACAAAAAUUUACCUGCUAGGAAAAUUUCUGAUGGAAAUUAUCAUGUAACAAUGAGAAAAUUGCAAUCAUUUAAAACCUCUUUAACAAGACAUGAUUCUUUUGCUUCAACACCAUCAUCUUCUUUUGCACCUUCUCCUUCUUCUCAGCCAGCUGAGGGUAUGAACAAUCCAAGAGUAUACCAUGUGACAUCCUAUGGUGCAGACCCAACAGGCAAUUCAGAUAGCACUGAAGCAUUACUUGCAGCCAUAGCAGAUGCAACCAAUGGUCCAAGUGAAGGAUAUUUGAUGGAAGGCAUCAGUAACCUUGGAGGUGCACAGAUUAAUCUUGAAGGUGGAAAUUAUAUGAUCAGAAGGUCACUCAAGUUACCGGUAUCCGGCGUUGGAAACCUAAUGAUACAUGGAGGAACCAUAAAAGCCUCAAAUGAUUUUCCAAAUGAUGGCUACAUUAUUGAUUUAUCAACCUCUUCAAAUGAAAAUGAUGGGAAAAAUUCACCUUCAUCAUCCUACAAUUUUGAGUACAUAACUCUCAAGGAUCUCUUAUUGGAUUCAAACUUUAGAGGAGGAGGCAUUUCAGUCAUAAAUUCACUCAGAACAAACAUAGACAAUUGUUACAUUACACAUUUCACUACCAAUGGAAUUUUAGUCCAAAGUGGCCAUGAAACAUACAUAAGAAACUCUUUCCUUGGCCAGCACAUAACUGCCGGAGGCGAUAAAAACGAAAGGAAUUUCUCAGGCACAGGAAUAAACAUCCAAGGUAACGAUAAUGCUGUCACCGAUGUUGUAAUUUUCUCUGCUGCUAUAGGAAUCAUGGUAACUGGUCAAGCAAACACAUUUUCUGGUGUACAUUGUUACAAUAAGGCCACUGGAUUCGGUGGUACCGGAAUUUAUUUGAAACUACCUGGUUUAACACAAACAAGGAUUGUGAAUUCAUACAUGGAUUAUACAAGUAUUGUUGCUGAAGAUCCUGUUCAACUUCAUAUUUCUAGUAGUUUCUUCCUUGGUGAUGCCAAUAUUGUGUUGAAAUCUAUGAAAGGUGUUUUAAAUGGUGUUACUAUUGUUGAUAACAUGUUCUCUGGAUCAAAUCAAGGUGUUGAAGUUAUUCAUUUGGAUAAAUCAAAUGGUCCUUUUCAUCAAAUUGAUCAAGUUACUGUUGAUAGGAACGUAGCGACGGGGAUGAAUUUAAAGGCUACUGUCGCGAAAAGAUCGUUGCAAGGGAAUGGUACUUCAUGGAAUGUUGAUUUUAACAACAUUCUUCUUUUUCCUAACCUUAUAAAAAAUGUUCAGUACUCGUUAAGUUCAACAGGUAGCAGUUUUCCUAAUCAUGCUAUCAGAAAUGUGUCGGACAAUCGCGUUGUGAUUGAAACGAAUGAAGCAGUUGCUGCGAAUGUUUUUGUCGCGGUGGAUCAAAGUAUGUCAAGUUGAAGAAGGUUUCAAGCUAGUGAGAUGAAAGUAAGCAUGAUAUAGAAGUCAUGAAUUUGAUUGAAGAGGGAAAUGUGUAUACAUUUGGUUGAGAAGUCUUGUUUACUUUCUUUGGGUAAACUUAGAUUAAAUUUAGUAUCAUACUACACAUUUUCGUAGAUUUAUAAGAAGAUUUAGAUUUCAUUGAAUCACAAAUUGUUCUGUAAGUGAUGCUUAAGUAUUUGAUAGAAGAUAUACUUGUCACAUUAAGAAGAUUUAGAUUUCAUUGAUAUACUUGUCACAUUUAGUUAUUUAGUUAUUAUACACAAAUGAAGGAGAAGAUAUACAUGACAGAAAGAAAGUAAUUCUUUUUAACCAAA
Molecule: messenger RNA, 2082 nt
Organism: Medicago truncatula (barrel medic)
Lineage: Eukaryota; Viridiplantae; Streptophyta; Magnoliopsida; Fabales; Fabaceae
Product: polygalacturonase QRT3
Exons: 3
Coding region: 233-1726 (497 amino acids)
Molecular function (GO): polygalacturonase activity
Source: RefSeq, a predicted model, not a curated record